UCUGUGACUGAGAGUCAGAAAGAGAGAGACUCGUUGAGGGAAGGGUGAGUGUGUGUGUGUGAGAGAGAGAGAGACAGAUACAAGGAGGAGGAGGGAAAACAUGGAUGGUAGAGGAGGCUGCUGCAUCGAACGGUACGCGUACGAUAUGUCAAAGGUCGAUCGAAUAAUGCUCAAGUUCCGGCCGAUCGCACCUAAACCAGCUGUUGGUGGAUCAUUCUUUGCUUCGUCUAUUCCCGAGAAGAAGGACGUGUUUGGGAGGACGGGAAGAGCCAAGAAAAGAUACGUUAGAGACAACAGUCGACGGUGCAACAGGAAGAGAAGGGUGUUUCCGGAAGAAAAGAAAGAUGGGUUAGAAGAUACAGUGGCCACGUUGUUGCCGUUGUUGCCUGAGGCACCCGAACCCAAAGAUUUGAGGCCGCUGAAAGUAUCAUCGGAUCUUGAUCUAAACGUGAUUACAUCGUCGUCGUCGACGACGACGACGACAAUGGAAAUCAAAACGCCACCGAACAACGUACCGAUAUGGCUGAACUUCAAUAAUCCGACGGGUAAUUCUGGCAUGUCUGCUUCCACUGAUUGUACCCUGGUAAUGCCACAACCUGUAAAGCCCGUUGGGUCAUUGGUGAUUGUUGAGUGCGUGACGGAAGCGUGUGUGGAUGGGGAAGGGUUGGGGUUGGGGAGGACGGACGAGGAGAAGAGGAAGAAUCUGGAGAGAGGCACGUGUCCUGGUUUUAUAUCGGACGGUUUCUGUAGGGUGGGAUGGACGAACGAAGCUUAUAGGAGGAUGGUGAGGAAUGGAGAGGGGGAAUCGGGACCGGAGAUGGUGUGGUUAGUGACCAAGGAGAGGCUGCCUGUGACCUGCCCGGUAUUUGCGUGUCGAGUGAGGCUGCAACUUUCUUGUAAGAAGGAGAAGAACUCGUUGACGGUUCCUUGUGACGUGUGGAGAAUGGACGAUGGAGGGUUUGCAUGGAAGUUGGACGUCAAAGCUGCACUUAGUUUGGGUCGAUGAAUCCAUCAGCACCUGAAAAUGGAACCCCAUCUAAUCAUCCAAUCGUCUUGCUUGCCCAGCAAAAAAAAUGUAAAUAUUUUUUAGUUCAAGUUAUAUGCUUUUUAAGUUCAAUUUCAGUUAUUUCUUGUUAGGAUUAUCGUCCGUUUUUUUUUUUUCUCUAGGAUUUCAUGUUUAAUAGGAAAUUUUGUUCAGAGGAGAUUUACAAUGAAAUGCUGUGUAUAGUUGUUGCCCUCCCCUCU
Molecule: messenger RNA, 1245 nt
Organism: Nelumbo nucifera (sacred lotus)
Lineage: Eukaryota; Viridiplantae; Streptophyta; Magnoliopsida; Proteales; Nelumbonaceae
Source: RefSeq, a predicted model, not a curated record